AUGAUUCCACAGGAGGGUGAAAUGAAAGAAGUGAACCAGGGGAACUCUGUCAAGGAAAGGGACCUCCGUCGGGAAAAGGGAACUCCGUCGGGAAAGGGAACUCCGUCGGGAAAGGGAACUCCAUCGGGAAAGGGAACUUCGUCGGGAAAGGGAACUUCUUCGGGAAAGGGAACUUCGUCGGGAAAGGGACCUCCGUCGGGAAAGGGACCUCCGUCGGGAAAGGGACCUCCGUCGGGAAAGGGACCUCCGUCGGGAAAGGGAACUCCGUCGGGAAAAGGGAACUUCGUCGGGAAAGGGACCUCCGUCGGGAAAGGGAUCUCCGUCGGGAAAGGGACCUCCGUCGGGAAAGGGACCUCCGUCGGGAAAGGGAACUCCGUCUGGAAAGGGAACUCCGUCGGGAAAGAAAACUCCGUCGGGAAAAGGGAACUCCUUCGGGAAAAGGGAACUCCAUCAGGAAAAGGGAUCUCCGUCGGGAAAAGGGAACUCCGUCUGGAAAGGAACUCCGUCAGGAAAGGGAACUCCGUCAGGAAAGGGAACUCCGUCGGGAAAGGGAACUCCGUCAGGAAAGGGAACUCCGUCGGGAAAGGGACCUCCGUCGGGAAAGGGAACUCCGUCGGGAAAGGGACCUCCGUCUGGAAAGGGACUUCCGUCGGGAAAGGGACCUCCGUCGGGAAAGGGGAACUCCAUCGGGAAAGGGAACUCCGUCGGGAAAGGGAACUCCGUCGGGAAAGGGAACUCCGUCGGGAAAGGGACUUCCGUCGGGAAAGGGAACUCCAUCGGGAAAGGGAACUCCGUCGGGAAAGGGAACUCCAUCGGGAAAGGGACCUCCGUCGGGAAAGGGAACUUCGUCGGGAGAGGGACGUCCGUCGGGAAAGGGAACUCCGUCGGGAAAAGGGAACUCCGUCGGGAAAAGGGAACUCCGUCGGGAAAAGGGAACUCCGUCGGGAAAAGGGAACUCCGUCGGGAAAAGGGAACUCCGUCGGGAAAGGGAACCUCCGUCGGGAAAGGGAACUCCGUCGGGAAAGGGACCUCCGUCGGGAAAAGGGACCUCCGUCGGGAAAGGGACCUCCGUCGGGAAAGGGAACUCCGUCGGGAAAAGGGAACUCCGUCGGGAAAGGGAACUCCGUCGGGAAAGGGAACUCCGUCGGGAAAGGGACCUCCGUCGGGAAAGGGAACUCCGUCGGGAAAGGGAACUCCCAUCCUCACGAAAUAAACUUCAACAUCCAACAACCUUACAAACCCGAGAUCCAACUCAAUAUCCUCCUCGAGCGAAUGUCCACACCGAUAUUCUUAACAGAAUCCCUCUAA
This is a messenger RNA of Penaeus monodon (black tiger shrimp), 1308 nucleotides long. Its product is annotated as fibril-forming collagen alpha chain-like. The record is from RefSeq and is a predicted model, not a curated record. The coding region runs from base 1 to 1308 and encodes 435 amino acids. The transcript is spliced from 3 exons. NCBI's taxonomy places the organism in Eukaryota, Metazoa, Arthropoda, Malacostraca, Decapoda, Penaeidae.